CUUUUACCCUGGGCGAUGACGUCACUACCAGGCGCCGGGCGGCACGUCGGCCAGGCCGCGGGCGGGCUUCAGGGGGACGAAAAUGGCUAUGGCCAGCGAUUUCUACCUGCGCUACUACGUAGGGCACAAGGGCAAGUUUGGACACGAGUUCCUAGAGUUCGAGUUUCGGCCAGACGCAGUUUUUGCUGUUAUAGAUUGAAUUUUUUUCCACUCCCCACAGGAAAGCUUAGAUAUGCCAACAACAGCAAUUACAAAAAUGAUGUCAUGAUCAGAAAGGAGGCUUACGUACACAAGAGUGUAAUGGAAGAACUGAAGAGAAUCAUUGACGACAGUGAAAUUACAAAAGAAGAUGAUGCUUUGUGGCCUCCCCCUGACAGAGUUGGCCGACAGAAGAAAAUGUGGAGAAAUCGAAUAGAUGCUGACAUUCUAUAGCAGUCACUUAGCUCUUCUGUUUAAAGAAACAUUAUUUAGGAAAGCAAAGGUAAUAGUUAACAGUAUUUAUUUUAUGCAUUGAAACACUUUUAAAAAAUAAAUUUAAAUCUCAGUUUGCUUUAUGCAAUGGGUACAUUUGUACUAAAAAACAGACAACGGCAGUAAACCUUUUAUCUCUUUUAGACUCUGGGAGAACCCAGCAUUUUAUGUACCCACUCGAUGAUGUGUUUAUGUUUUGGUUAGUGGGGAGGGUUAAGCACGUUCCAGAGAUCAUCCAUUGGAUCUUUGAAUCAAAGAUUUUAUGAUUGUUUGAGAGCCUUAGGUAAUUCUCCAUAUUGUGUGUGCCAUAAACUGUGUGUAAUUAGGUCUUUUGAUCAGACAUAUAGCUGAGAUUGUCUUUAAUGGCAUUUGUUAUUUAACCUGAUAAAUCACUACAGACAUAGCCUCUUAAUCAUUGGUUUUAGAUUUGCAGAUAAAAUAUAGAGAAAAACUUAUCCAGUAAUUAUGGCACACUGAGAAUGUCUACAGUAUGUUGUAUUUGUUUUAGUAGUGCUUAAUUUUAAAUAUUUUGUGAAGUCAAACAAGUGUGAGUCUUUCAGUGUUAACAGCCCAGGAUUCAAAUAUGAGUACUAUCACUUAUUAGUGGUUGUAAAUGUUGAUGUUUUUCCCUAUGCUUUAUGAAUCUUGUGUUUUGCAUUUGUCAAAUACCCUGAUAAGGGUAUUUUAGGGAUUACAGAGUAUGUUUUAAAGUCCCUAGCAGCAGGGCCUCAUACACAGUAGAUCCCAAAGUGGUGCUGUUAAUACUCUGCAUUUCUGGUAGAAUGGUUAAGUGUGCUUAUAUUUAUUUAUUAAAAAUAGGUUUUUACCCAUAUUAUUAUUUUUACAACAUUGUGCUUCAAAGUUAUUUCUUUAGUUUUUACGGACAUAAGAAAUGUUCAUGUGUCAUUCAUAUUUAUAGAGUUUUCUUUAUGAGAUCUCUGGAAAGCAGUUCUUGGUUGAUCCUAAUAUUGGGGACUCCUGAGCAUUCGAUGAGGUUUUUAUUUUACAGACAUAGUUUAUGUCUAACAGGUCAAGUUCCUUUCCCUUUUUCUUUUCUUUUUUUUUUUUUUCUCUUCUAUGACUGCUAGAAAACUCGCAGCUACAAUUGGGACCUCUAGGUAA
Herpailurus yagouaroundi (jaguarundi) is the source of this 1593-nucleotide messenger RNA. RefSeq names its product mago homolog B, exon junction complex subunit (gene MAGOHB). The transcript has 4 exons. Gene Ontology annotation, cellular component: nucleus; exon-exon junction complex; catalytic step 2 spliceosome. Lineage: Eukaryota; Metazoa; Chordata; Mammalia; Carnivora; Felidae. Gene Ontology annotation, biological process: RNA splicing. The record is from RefSeq and is a predicted model, not a curated record. Bases 16 to 432 code for a protein of 138 amino acids.